CUUUUUCAAAGCUCUAUGCAGUUGCUUUGGGAAUUUCCCUCUAUAACUAGAAUUCUUUGGAGUGACCAUAGUCAUCUCAAAAAUAUCACUUAACCAGGGAAGAGAGCAAAACAAGGAAAAAGGGCUUCAACUUGUGCAUGGUAUCAAAUAUAUAUAUCAAUAUAUCCCAUCUUGUUACAUUGUAAAAAGUUAAAGGUCUCUCAAACUCGAUUCCCUACCUAGCUAAUUAGCUCCAUCUCUUUUGUUUGGGGAUCUUCAAGGUUUUAAGUAAUCAUGGAGUUUGCUAGUUUCCAUCUUCAGCAUCAGCUUCAAGAAGAAUCUGCUCACUCUAUAGCUUCAGCAACCCCACCACCUGACCCUAAACCUUCCAUCACCACUCAUCAAUCAUGGAUCCCAAGCAGCAUAUAUGAUAUAACAUGCACCCAUUGGCUUAUAUCUACGUGUGAGUUUGUUUGCAGCAAUGGUUGUAACAGUGGCUUUCUAACUGAGAGCUUUACAAAUUCUAGAGAAGUACAGCACAAGCACGCCAUGACUGACUCACUUAGAAUUUCAACAAGGCAAGCCUUGGGUUUCCACUAUGGAAAAAGCCUUGCUCAACAGCCGGUUAGUGAUCUCUUUGCAGCAAGAAUCAAAGGUGAAAUGAUGAACACCUCCAUGAAGGCUAUGGAGGAAUCGUGUUCACUAAUCCCAAUUCAUGAACCACGAUAUCCUCCUAGUUUCUUAUCUAGUCUUGGUGUAACUGGUGUAGAGUUUUUUCCUUCGGAGAAUGUCUUUCAUAAUGAGAAACCUAUUGAUGGAAAGACCAUAAGCAAGAGAUAUAACAACUUUGGAGAUGCUAGCUUAAUUUCGAAUUUACCAACCCUAGAUAUGACCUCUUCUUUGGUUUCAUGUUCUUUGGGUUUAAAUCCUAAAAUGUUUGAUCUGCAUACAAGUUACAGUGAGAGUUGUGAAAUCCAACCUUGCUAUGAUGCUUUUGGUCUAAACGAGAACAUAGCUUUGUGCCACAGCGACAUGCAUGGCCGCGAAAAUAGUCCAUCAAAUAGCUCAAAAAUUUCAUCAUUUGUAACUGAAGUUGCAACGACAAAAAGGCCUAGUAGUUGCUCUCUACCAAAAGAAUCAGAGGCCAAAGCUAAGAGGUCAAGGCCAUCAUCAUGCCCUCCCCUGAAGCAGAUAAGAAAGGAAAAAUUGGGGGAUAGGAUUCAAACUCUUCAAAGAUUAGUAGCACCUUUCGGGAAGACCAGUACAGCCUCUGUGUUAAGUGAAGCCAUUGGCUACAUCCAUUUCCUUCACCAACAAAUCCAGACUUUGAGCAUUCCUUACAUGAAAUCCACGCAAAGCAAUAGAAUGGUGCAGCUGAGUACAAAUAAAGUAGAUAAAGAAGUGAAGGCAGACCUAAGAAGCAGAGGCUUGUGUCUUGUACCCCUUUCUUACGCAUCGUUUAUUCAUCGUUGUGUUUAGUCAUUUUCAUACUAUUAUUAGUAGCAGAUACCAGAGAUAACCCAAAAUUUUAAUCAAAGAGGCUUUAUUGUGUGCUUGUUUUAGUUUCUGAGCAAUGACAAAGUUGCAACGUAACAUGUAUAGAGCAUUGAAAAUUAAAGGAAAAAGAAAAAAAAAAAAAGACUCAAUUCAUGUUAUUUCUGUGCUUUAAGCAAAUAGGAAAAAUAAUUGUCAGCUAUAUAUGGUAGCUGUAAUUAGUUUACACUCAAAUUCAAGUCACUGCAUUUUUUGUAAAAAUAGCUUUUA
Vigna radiata var. radiata (mung bean) is the source of this 1743-nucleotide messenger RNA. RefSeq names its product transcription factor bHLH111-like. NCBI's taxonomy places the organism in Eukaryota, Viridiplantae, Streptophyta, Magnoliopsida, Fabales, Fabaceae. The coding region runs from base 274 to 1458 and encodes 394 amino acids. The record is from RefSeq and is a predicted model, not a curated record. Gene Ontology annotation, molecular function: DNA-binding transcription factor activity, RNA polymerase II-specific; protein dimerization activity; RNA polymerase II cis-regulatory region sequence-specific DNA binding. Gene Ontology annotation, biological process: regulation of transcription by RNA polymerase II. The transcript has 7 exons. Gene Ontology annotation, cellular component: nucleus.